AACAAGGAAUCCAGAAUGAAUUUUUUAAGCAAUUUAUUCAAAAGAGCCACAAUAAUAACUAGAACUCCUCAAAUUGUAUCAGUGUUACAAACACCACCAGUUAAAGGAUCAACUAUAGUUCCUUCUAGAGGAUUCAAAGUUUUUGGAAAAGUAAGAAAGCGUUGCAAGGAUUGUUACUUUGUUACCAGGGAUCAACGACUAUACAAUUUAUGCAAAACUUUUCAAAAACAUAAGCAAAUGAGCAUCAGACAAACAGACAAGGCUUACUAUAUUCUGACAGGUGUACAGCAAAAAAAACAAAGGGAAUGGUGAUGAAAUUURCCAUAACUUAGUUAAAAAAAAUCAAAUUUUUUACAUAAUAUUUUGAUAUUGUGUAUUCACUUAAUUGGUGUACUUUGAAGUUAAUAGUUAUAGACUAAAGUGUUAGCMAAUAUUUAAGAAAUAUAAUAUGUUUUGUAUUGCAUAAA
This is a messenger RNA of Diuraphis noxia (Russian wheat aphid), 467 nucleotides long. RefSeq names its product mitochondrial ribosomal protein L36 (gene mRpL36). Gene Ontology annotation, biological process: translation. Gene Ontology annotation, cellular component: ribosome; mitochondrial large ribosomal subunit. Gene Ontology annotation, molecular function: structural constituent of ribosome. The record is from RefSeq and is a predicted model, not a curated record. NCBI's taxonomy places the organism in Eukaryota, Metazoa, Arthropoda, Insecta, Hemiptera, Aphididae.